AUGAUCGCGGCAAUCAUAGUGAUCAUAAUAUUUUUAUUGAAUAAUCCUUCCAUAUUCAUUCGACCACAUUGUAAAGCUCCGUAUGGCGCAGCAUCGUUAAAUUCGACGUUUAAUACUUUAGGUCAACUAGAAACGGGAAUAAGUUAUAACAGUAAUAACGAAUAUAAUGUAGUGAAUUCCUAUGGAUUUACGGGAAAAUAUCAAUUUGUCGAACAGACGCUAAAAGAUUUAGGUUAUUAUAUACCCAAAGACAAUAUUUACUAUAAGAACGGUAGCGAGAAAAAUAAUUGGUUUGGAAAAUUUACCGGGAAAAAUGGGUGCAACAGUUAUCAGGACUUUUUGGACAAUAAAUUUAAU
Molecule: messenger RNA, 357 nt
Organism: Acaulospora morrowiae
Lineage: Eukaryota; Fungi; Glomeromycota; Glomeromycetes; Diversisporales; Acaulosporaceae
Source: the annotation of a GenBank genome assembly